ACAGACUCCUGCUGUCAACAGCGCACCAAGGGGAAAUAAAAAGGGAUUUCUAGCGGUUGUUGCAAAGUUCCGCCAGCUUCGUAGGAGCGCCCCCCUUGGAAAGUUUCCUUGUCUCAAAGUGUUGGGUGGGGGGCAGGACCAUCGUUGCAACUCAGGCUGGACUGGGCUUCUCUGAGUCUUUCUCCUUCCUGCCCCACCCCUGCUGAAUGAGUGCUUUUGGGCUGCAGUUCAUCAAGUCUUCUUUGGAUGCAUUUCCUGGAAAAUGGGAGCAGGAGCAAUCACUGUUUGCCAAAACAAGGCCGCAGUCCGGUUGAAAGAGGACGUGAAGAGGAUUAUGGCUCAUCCCCUCAGCACACAGAGAGCCUGCAGUGCCGGCAAGGUGUUUGGAGUCUCUCUCCAUGACCUCCAGCAACGAGGGCAGAUGAUUGAUGGGGUCCCUUUGGUCGUGCAACACAUGGUGGAGUAUCUGCAGGAAUAUGGGCUGGACCAAGAAGGCCUCUUUCGGGUGAAUGGAAACGUGAGGGUGGUGGAGAGACUGCGGCAGAGGUACGACAUGGGGGUGAAACCAGAUCUGGUCCAGGAGGCCGAUGUCUGCUCAGUCGCCAGCCUACUCAAGCUGUUCCUGCGGGAGCUCCCCGACUCACUCGUUGUCUCCAGGCUACACUCACAGUUCAUGCAGCUCUAUCAGGGCCGCAGCGGAGAUCGAGAGGAGUUACAAUGGCUCCUGAGGCAGCUUCCAGAUGUUAACUAUUCCCUGCUGAAAUUCCUGUGCCACUUUCUGAUCCAGGUGGCUGCGGACCAGAAGACCAAUCGAAUGACCAUUUACAACCUCGCCACAGUAUUUGGCCCCAAUGUAUUCCACGUUUCCCCUGGUAUUGAAGGAAUAAAGGAACAAAAUAUUUCCAAUAAACUCAUGACCGCACUGCUGGAGAACUACAACAUCUUCUUCGAGAAUGUAGAUAAGAUGGAAGCUCCACCUGAAGUUCAAACCAAGGUGAUAACUGUGCAAGAAGCCUCUGGUGGCGACGUGGCCUUCAGCUUCAGACCCUGUCCACUGCCUCCAUGUGAUCUAACAGCUGAAUCGAGAUCCCUGCCAAAGAGAAAGAAGACCAAAAAGACAAGGCUGGAAGGCAGACCAGGGUCCUUCCCUGUCCCCCAGCCUGAGUACUCGAGUGGGACUCCAGAAACGGCCCGAACACUGACUGUCAAAAGCCGCAGUCGAGAGGGGAUGGAGUCGUCAGAGGAGCUGGAAUCCAGUAUAAAAGACCUGGAGAUAAAUAGCAGUUCUCAAGAUGAUGAUCGGCCGAUGUCACCGUUUUAUUUAAGUGCCCACAUGCCUUCAGUCAACAGGAUAUCAGCAGCCGGGAACCUUAUAGAAAGGGCUAUCCGAUCUGCAGUUGAACAACACCUCUUUGAUGUUCAUGGUAGUGGAAGUCAAAGUUCAGAGGAAUCUGAAACGGCAACAUCUUCGUCUACAGCAGCAGUCUCUGCGCGACAGAGAAGGAGACAUCUAAAAGAGCAGGAUGAAUACUGGAGAAGCAAGGAAGUGGACAGCAUCAACAAAGAGAAUAUUCCCUGUAACAGCGAGGAGGGAAGAUCGGGGCUUCUGGAACCUUCCCAGGCCAGUGAUAAAAUGCUAAAAGAGAGCAAUGGCAGUUACAACGAGGAAGGCAUGAAGCCAAAGAGGCAGAAAGCAAGUUGUAAACUCUCUGAGCUAAAUGACAACCAGGAUUCUCCAAUGCAGCCCAUGGAAAGCAGCAGCAACAUUUCGACAUCCUGGUCUCCUGAUCUAUCCCUUGGAAUGUCAGGGCCUGGGGGAGGCCUAAAUUUCCUGACCCAGCCAGAAGAUGCAACUGAAAGAGAGAGAAAAGAAGGCACAAAAUCAUUCUCUGGUGGGGAGCCUUGCGAUCAUAUUAAACUGAGUCUGAAUUUAGCCAUGAAGAUCCAAGAACCUCUGAGCCAAAGCGACGUGGCCAAAGCACCGAGGAAUUCUGAAGCAGCCACGCCAGAAGGGAGCGCCACUCUAGAGAUACCCCGUUUGGAUUUGACUGGCCUCACCGAGGGCAAGGAAUGGGGAGAGUCCGUCUCGGCUCCCCUGGUGUGGCAGACUCCAGAUGCUGAGUCCGAGGAAGCUCGAGUGUCGCCACAGGCUGGCCGGCUGAUUCGCCAACUGCUGGAGGAAGAUUCCGACCCCAUGUUAUCACCUCGCUUCUACGCCUAUGGUCAGAGCCAGCAGUUCCUCAAUGAUACAGAAGUACCCCCAUCACCCCCUGAUUCUCAUUCCUUCAUGAGGCGUCGGAGCUCGUCCCUUGGCUCCCACGACGAGGAGAGGGAGGAGCUGACCCCAGCGCAAAUGACCCGGAGGAUCCAGAACUUGAAGAAGAAGAUCAGGAGGUUUGAGGAGAAAUUCGAGGAAGAGCGGAGAUACCGUCCUUCGCACAGCGACAAGGCCACGAACCCAGAAGUGCUGAAAUGGAUGAAUGAACUCGCAAAGCUUCGCAAGCAGCUGAAAGAAACCAAGCUGAAGGUCUCCGAAGAAGGUGUUGUCCCCCAGAUGAGGCAGCGCAGCAACACCCUCCCGAAAAGCUUCGGCUCGCAACUGGAGAAGGGGCCCGAGAAGGAGCCGGAUAAGAAGCCGGAGGCGGCGGAGAAGGCACAGAAGCCGCCGGUGGAUGUGACGCUUGACGCCAUCCUGAAGAAGCUGCAGGAGAAGCGGGCCGAGGUGGCACGCCCCGAAGAUAUCAAGGACAUGACUCGAGAUGAGAUCGCUAGUGAAAAAGUGGCUCUGCAGAAGGGUCUUCUGUACUAUGAGAGCAUACACGGGCGACCGGUCGUGAAGGCUGAGAGGCAGAUAAUGAAACCUCUGUACGAUCGUUACCGCCUGUUGAAGCAGAUCCUAGCAAGGGCGACCGCCAUCCCCGUCAUCGGCUCCCCAUCGAGCAAGCGGCGAAGCCCUUUGCUGCAGCCGAUAAUAGAGGGUGAAACAGCUUCCUUCAUCGAGGACCUAAAGGAAGAGGAGGAGGAUGGCUCCGAAGAUGACUUCAACACCAAAACUGACUUUGCCGUCACUGGCAAGUCGGCCUUCACCGUACGGAGCUUCCUUGACCAACUUGACGACGACACCGAUGGGUUUGUGUCACCCACAGAUGACAGGCCACCAACUCGAUGCAACCUUGACCUGAGGCUCUCAAACCUGCACUCAGCCUCUAUGCCAGAACUUCUAGCACAACUGCAAGAAGCCCGAGCUGACAAGAAGAGGCUUCGCAAAAGCCUGAGGGAUUUUGAAGACACAUUUUUUCAGGAAAACGGAAGAACUGUUCAGAAGGAAGAUCGUGCACCCAUGGCUGACGAAUACAGUGAAUACAAACACAUCAAGGCAAAGCUGAGGCUGCUGGAAGUGCUCAUAAGCAAGCAAGAUCCAUCAAAGGUCCUAACUACGCAAGUUUCAGAGGUGUACAGGAAAAAGUGGAAAGAAAAUAAAGCAAUGAAUAUUUCCCUCCUCAUCACAAACUGGAGUUGUCCUGUUAACCCAUCGAUAUCUUCAUCCCCAACAUUGCAGAUCACCUCCAGUAGUGAUGAUUAUGUGAUAGGUAUCUCAACACCAUGUUGCAUUUACAGCCUCUGGCCACUGGGAGCUGCCAGAGGGCCAUCAUGAGCAGGAGGUUGCAAUGACAAUUAUGAGUCAUUUUCUAUUCUGAAUGUAGACACAGAAAUGCAAGUGAGUACAAUAUGAACAACUUUAAACUGGGAACCGGGGGAAAAGGCAAGAAAAUGGAAUUGAGGAUUGUCAAUCAGCCAUGAUCUUACUGAAUACACAGCAGAGUCAAUGGGCUGAAUGGCUAACUUCGGCUCCGAUGUUGUAUGGUCUAAUUGAAUGAUGUCAGAUCAGAUCACUCUGCAAUGUUUCUCUGACGUACACUCUAACUUUGCACCCCACAUAAAAUUCUCCAGAUGGUAAAAUACUUGAGGAACAACCACAGCUUUUGGCUUCAUUUAUUUAUUUAUCUGUUCAAAAACGUCAUUUUACAAAAAGAAACAUACACAGAGCUGGAUUUAACCUGAAGGUUUCUCUCACAUAAGAAAUCAAAAGAAAGGAAACAAAACCUUUCAACUCAUCAAAAUAAAAAGACAAAAUUGAUCACAA
Messenger RNA from Rhincodon typus (whale shark), 4144 nucleotides. RefSeq names its product family with sequence similarity 13 member A (gene fam13a). NCBI's taxonomy places the organism in Eukaryota, Metazoa, Chordata, Chondrichthyes, Orectolobiformes, Rhincodontidae. The record is from RefSeq and is a predicted model, not a curated record. The transcript has 25 exons. Bases 263 to 3655 code for a protein of 1130 amino acids. Gene Ontology annotation, biological process: signal transduction.